This is a messenger RNA of Plasmopara halstedii, 1230 nucleotides long. RefSeq lists its product as uncharacterized. The coding region runs from base 1 to 1230 and encodes 409 amino acids. The record is from RefSeq and is a predicted model, not a curated record. The transcript has a single exon. NCBI's taxonomy places the organism in Eukaryota, Oomycota, Peronosporomycetes, Peronosporales, Peronosporaceae.
AUGUGUCGACCAAUUGAGUCGCGCGAUUCGCUCGGUGGCAUGGGCCCAGCCGCCGCGUUUUUUGCGGGCCUUCAGGGAAGCAGUGAUUGUAUGAACAAUCAAAAACCCAAAAUGAUGGGUCACGCGCCAGCCUGGUCCACCAGAGGGGACGUGGUCUUUGGUGCUGACCAUAUGCACAUGCUUAGUAUGGCGGCAUCGCCUCCGGCACUGCCCUCUGUGUCGAUUCCAAAAAACGACAUGCCGACCGUGCCAUGGGGCAUGGACACUUCGACGAACAAUCUGCUAGAUAUGGGCCUACCCCCACACUCGUACGCGCCCGCCCCGAUUCCUUUCGAGGUCAAAUCCGAGACCGCUGUCUCGCAACAGAACUUUGAUGUUCAGGAGCUGCAAGAAUUAUUGGAUUUAUCGACACCGGACGACCCCAAGAUUGCCAAAUCCAACUACGUGAAUCUGGAUGAGGGCUUUGACGGGACGGAGAUGUCGAUUUUGUACAGCUUUUUGGUGGAUGCUCCCGAAGAUAAGUCGGAGAAGACUCUCGAGAUCAAUGACGGUAUUUUAAACUUGAAUGUGCUCUCGGGUUUUUCCGUCGAAGGUGUUUUGGAGUCUCUCGAGCCCGAUUACAACGAAAUGGUGACUUCGGAUCGCUCUGAACCGCACAUAACGAGGUUGAAGACUGGAGCCAAGCGCGUUGAGGUCAAGAGCCGUCGUUUAUGCAAAAGUGAAGGUUGUUUAAAGCGCUCUCGCUCUAAUGGCCUAUGUAUCUCACACGGUGGUGGUCGUCGAUGUGCUGUCGAUGGAUGUGGCAAGAGCUCGCAAGGCGGCAAUUUGUGCAUUCGCCAUGGUGGUGGAAAGCGUUGCAGCCAUGAAGGCUGCGAUAAGGCCGCCCAGUCGAAUUUUCUUUGUAAGGCUCACGGCGGUGGCCCGCGCUGCCUGUAUAGUGGCUGUUCGCGUAGCUCUCAAGGUGGUGGCUUUUGCCGGUCACACGGCGGUGGCAAGCGCUGCAUGUUUGAUGGCUGCGACAAGGGUACGCAGCGUGGUGAUUACUGUGCUCUCCAUGGCGGGUCUCGCCUAUGUGAGGUACCAGGUUGUAUGCGUAAUGAUCGUGGUGGAGGCCUAUGUGCUACGCACGGUGGUGGUAAGCGCUGCACCGUCGAUGGAUGUGUUAAACCAUGUCGGCGCAAAGAUUUGUGCUCUGCACAUUUGCGCCAGGUGGAUGCUACAGCUUUUUAG